AUGGACACCAUGGAUGGAAUGUUGGAUAUGAGCGCCCUGGCUGUGGCGACAGAUGCUCUGGAGCCUUAUGUCCUGUCUUGGCAUCUAGGAGCUCCGGAGGAUGGCGAUGCAGAAUGCACAGUUUUGGUUCUGAUGAAAAGGGAAGAAGGCAUCCUUUUAGCAAUGCCUGCAACCUUCUUGCCAGAGGACGUGGUGAAGGCUGGAAACGAGGGGGACGAGGCCGCGGUUUUUGGCCCGUCCUUUCACUGCGUGGUCCCAAGUGGUAUACAAGAUGGAGGGCUGGUGAUGGCCACUGGCGGCCAGGUCGAAGUCUUGGUGGUGGAUUGCCUUCCUCAGGUGCUUGGCCACAUGCGCAGGCCCUUGGCGUCCGAAGAGAUUGCUUUCAACUUCGACGACGAUUCACCAUUCAGCCUGCCUGCUCUAGACGCCCUUAUGCCUCAAGUGCGAACUUGGCUUGCUGCUCUACCCGAUCUGGCGGCAUACUACACCCCCGAAGAGCUGGAGGACAUCGAGCAAGAGUCGGGGCCACCCAGGGCAUCAAAGCCUCCAACAAGAAGGGCUACGCCUUCCGCCGCUGGUCCAAAGCAAAAGCGCCCGACGACGGCUUCGUUGGCUGCGGAGAUCAAGGGCAUAGUGGAGUUUAUGCCAAGGAUUGCGGAGCAGUUGGACACCAUCACAAAGCGGCAGGACUUCAUGGAAUCAAAGGUCCUGCCAUUCCAGUCAGCCUCUUCCAUUGCCUCCGGCCUUUGGGAGCGAGCGGUUGGCACUCCUCCUCGCACAGCAGCCUUGCAGACCCCUGGUUUGUUGGGUUCCCUGAUGGACGAUGCCCGCCCGGAAGAACUACAAGCCUUGGAAUCAGAGAAGCAGGUCCUGGGAACAGGAUCAGACCCGAGCGGCGACUCCAGAUUGGCCUUGGCGGUGCUGGAACAGUCGAAGGCGCUGACAUCACUGGCGGCUCAGAUUGCGGCACAACAUGGAGAUCCCCUGACCGAGCUUUCAGGCCCCUCGAUGGGUACUCGCGGCGCAGCGGGACGGGCGAAACUUCAGAACGAGUUGGCCCUUCACAAGGGGACAUUUUUCACGGCUGUGUUGCACCAGAUGGCACGAAGGAUGGCACCUACCAGUUCAGUGGAUGCACCCCCAGCUGCUCUGAUGGCAAGAGGGAUAUCCGGGCUUCGCUAUCUAGAAAGAUUCGGAGGCUAUGGGAAGCAGAAGGAGUUAGGACAGCUGCAGUACCAGGUCAUGACAGCCUUCGACUUCCUCAUGGAGGACAAUUUGCCUGCCGUGAGGGACACCAUCGCCCUCUUGGCGGUCUCCAUCGAACAGGCGAAUUUGGAUGGGGGCCGAAUGGACCUGGCGACAUUGCUAUGUCUACAGGAGGACCCUCCGGCUGCCAUCUUCCAAAGCCGUCAGAUAUCCAGCACAAGCCGGGCAAGAAGUUUUGCACCCCUUGCCGAUCAACGUUGGGUGACAUCAUCCCUGGCGUUUCUGAAGGAAAUGGAGGUGAUCAGUGCAAAGCGGGCGGAACUGACCGGAGGCCCAAGGGCCAAUUUGGAUGCUUCCUCCGAGACUGCAAAGCCAAAGCCAAAGACCCAGCCAAAGCGAAAAGGAAAGGGAAAAGGUGUCGCACAGCUUUUUCUUGGCACCUGGCAAAGUCGUUCACCGCAUCAUGGCAGGUUGAUUCCUUGCCUUCCGCGACCUUUCCACUGCCUGCUCCUCACCCUGGAUGUUUUGAUCGCAGUGGCCCUGGUCUUUCGAAGUUGUCGCUCCGGCCCUGAAUUAGGUGCUGCUAUCUUCCAGUUGGAGAACUUUCUUGCGAAGAAUGAGGAGUUCAACAACACCUAUGUGGCCCAAAAGCCUGCCCUCUUCUCUGAGGACCCUGACCUGCUCUCCACCACAGAGCAUCCUGAACUUGCGCCCUACAGGAAUUUGGAUGCAAAGAGGUUGAAGCUGGUCGGAAAUGGCGCAUGGCCCAUGGAGAAGUUUUUGGAGGGCCCACUUUGGCUGCCAUUUCAAGAACCAAGAUUUUUGCUCCACGGUGAGGAUGUUUCGCACUUCGCCUUCCCUUCGUUUGUGCAUGAGGAUGAAGAUGAAAACCUUGAGCUCUGCCGCCUAUGGGAUGCACGAGGGCUGUUGAGGUUUUUCAAGUCGCCUAUCAUGCCUGGCCACUACAGCAGAGUUUUCAAUGCGUACAAGAACCAGGAGGUGGACAGACAGAUAGGUGAUCGUCGCAUACCAAAUGCUCGGGAACGGUCAGUUGAUGGGCCAUCGGCCUACCUCCCUCCUGGGUUUUUGCUGUGCAACUUGAGGGUCAGACCUUUUCAGGAGCAGCUUUUUGCGAGCGUCACGGACCGGCGUGACUACUAUCAUCAGGCAUCAGUCACACCAGAGAGGGCCAGGUCAAACAUGCUGCCCUUCGCGUUUGCAGAGAGCCGGCUUGUUGACUUCAAGGCCGCUGAGACCUUCAAGAAGAGCGGGGCCUCCGCAUCUCGGCGUCGAAAGCCUCAGGAGCAGACUGGCGAUGGAUUUGGAUUUUUGCCGCCUGCCCCGGAGGAGCCUGGAUGCUGGUAUGCUGCUUUUGGUUCACUUUUUCAAGGCGAUCAUUUGGGCGUUGAGUUUGCACUUCAAGCGCAUGAGGCCUUGCUUCAAUCUCAUGGGCUGCUGGUUGCUGAGCGGCGUUUGCAGGGCCACCAGAUUUUCCCUGUUGGAAAUGAGAUUGAGGGCCUUAUCAUCGAUGAUUUCUUUGCGAUUGGGAAGGAAAGGCUUGACUCACAGCCUAUCUCCUCCUUUGCGGCGAAGGCCCUAGCAGCUGCUCGAGAGGCCUAUGAGUUCCACAGGCUACCUGGGUCUCCUGAGAAAGAUGUGGAAGCAGAAACCUUUUUCAAGGCGGCCGGAGCCGAAGUUGACUCCUCCAGUUUUGCAGUUAGGAGGGGACUCACAACAGUUGCGGCACCACUGUCAAAGCGGCUUGGACUUUCCGUUCUAAGCCUGCGUGCAGCAAGGCUUGCCUCUACCUCUUCAAGGCUGUUGUCAAGACUUGCUGGAAAUUGGACUUCAGUCCUGAUGUUCAAGCGGUGUCUCAUGGCUACAGUUGAUGAAAUGUUUGCCCUAGCUGCAGAGGCCGAGAAGAUUGGCAAGAACUAUGUGAUUCACCAGAGUCCUGCAGUCAGAACUGAGCUCAUCAUGCUUGGAGCGCUGGCCCCCAUCAUCAGUACGAACAUUGCCACAAGCAUGUGUCCCUAUGUGUUUGCGUCUGAUGCCUCUCUUGGGAAAGGAGCCGUUGUCUGUACAAGUGUGGAAGAGAAGGUCGCUGAGGCUAUGUGGGUUGGAGCAGACAAGAAGGGCUCCUACUCCAAGCUUGACAGUUUCCCCUGCGACCUUCUUGCUGCAGCGGGAGAAGAGUUGUCUGGCGAUGUGGAAGCAUGUGAGUUCGUUGUCGAACCCAAAAGGCCUUUGCUCAUGUACUACGAUUUUGUCGAGUUCUUUGGUGGUUCAGGCCGUGUUUCCCAAGCUGCCUACAGACUAGGCCUGUGUGUUGCUCCUCCACUUGACCUUGAUGCCUCCUGCCACUAUGACAUGACUCAGCCUCGACUGCUUGAGUGGGCCUUCCAUAUGAUUGAGUCUGGGCGUUUUCGCUCUUUCCUCACUGAGCCUCCCUGCACAACCUUUUCGGCAGCAGCAUAUCCGGCACUGAGAUCUUACAAGGAGCCUUUUGGUUUUGACCCGUCUGAGCCGAGAACUGAGCAUGGGAACCUUUUGGCAUUCAGAUCUUUUCCGCUCCUGCGCCACGGUAGGCGACACCGUAGGCCUUGCGGAAAGGAGCAGCCCAGGAGAUCAAAGAUGGCGUGGUUGCCUCAGUGGCUCCGGCUCCUCGAGAUCGGUUUUGAGGAAUCAGUGAUCGCUUCCUGCCAGUUUGGCUCGCCUCACAGAAAGGAGUUCUUGCUGCUCUCGUAUGCCCUGGAUAGCCAGUCCCUUGAAGUGCGUUGUCCUGGAGGGCAUGACCAUGUGAAGAUCGAAGGCAGCUACACAAAGGCCUCUGCUGUCUACACUCAUGAGCUUGCCCAUCAUUUGGCUCUGCAUUUCAAGAAAGCUUUGCGAUGCUGUGGCGCCAUCGAUGAUGAGCCGCCUGUCACUGGGUACGAGAGUGCUGUUGUCAACGAUGUGCUGAUCUCCAGACAGUUCAGGGUCAGGCGCUGCUGGGCAUGGAGAAGGAAAUCCCAUAUCAAUGUCCUUGAGGCCAGAUCUGCCCUUGAGAUCAUCAGAGAGGCGUCGACUCGGUUUGAGUCGCACAGGGUCAAUGGACUUUUGGACUCCAGAGUUGCAAAGGGCGCUUUGGCAAAGGGCCGCAGCACUUCGUUUGGCCUCCAAAGGGUUUGCAAAAUGUCAGCUGCUCUUCAAACUGCUGCUGAUGUUCAGAUGGCCUGGAAUUUUGCCCCAACCAGACUGAAUGUUGCGGAUGACCCAACCAGAGACUGCCUUGUCCGGCCGCCUUGCGGGUUUGGGCUUUCUGGCUUCCUCGAUGUACGGGAGCUUCAGCUUUUGCAUGCCUCGAGUCUGUCAAAAGUUGCCGCAAAUUGGGUACGUCUUGUCGCGGUCCUCCUCCUCAGCAACUUUGUCGGAGUUGAAGCUUUUGAGUUCAGGCCUGGAUUUGAAAGCACACAUGAGGUCAUGACAGAUUGUGCCAGUCCGUUUUGCCAUGUACCAUUUGAGAUAGGGCAGGGCUCACUAUCAGGUUGGUUUCAAGCUGCUUUGGAUUUAGUCCUUUGGAUUUUUGGGACGGCAGCCUUCCAGCUCCGAGCAUGGGUUCUCGAUGAGGUUUUUGGUUUUCUCCCGUGGAAUUUUGGCACAGCCCCUUACCUCUCUAUCCCUCUCCAUGCCCAUUGGAUUUUCUGCUCUUUCCUCGCUGGACUUUGGACUUUCCUCUGGACUUUCCUUUGCAGCAUGCCCAGCUACCUCCCUAGUGUCAGCCUCAGCUUUGGACUUCUCACUGGAUUUCUCCUCAGUCCGUGUCUCUGCCGUGUCUGGAAAGUUGGUCGGUGCGCUGGGUUUUGGAGUGUCUUGUGUCUCCUAGCCGUUGCCCCUGAGCGUUGGAUUUGGGUCGGGCCCGUCGGAGCGUCAGCCAUGGAACCUUCCUCAGCAGCUGAUAUCAGACGAGCUGGCUACCGUGACCCUCAAGGUAUCCUGCCUACGCGUGUGGCUCGGAAGGCAACUUUGGAUGCACGGACGAAGCUGCUGAACGAGUUUGGGACAUGGCUGUUUGAGUCUCAGGGGGUCCUGCUGACUCCGCUUUUGACUGCGAAACCUGCAGACCCUGAAGAGAUCUGCAAGCAUUUGAUUCAGUAUGGUCAGCAGAUGUUCCUUGCUGGGAGGGCCUAUGGGAAGUUUGCUGAAACAAUCAAUGCGAUUGCAACUUUUCGACCUGCUUUGAGGAAGCAGUUAUCACCGGCAUGGGACUUAGCUUUUGCUUGGUUGGCGGACGAACCGUUUCAGCACCAUCCUGCAUUACCCCUGAGUAUCCUCCUGGCCAUGUUGGCAACAGCGAUCCUCUGGGGCUGGCCUUAUGAGGCUUGUGUGCUGGCGCUUACAUGGACUGGAAUCCUGCGGAUCGGGGAGACCAUCAUGGCAACAAGAGGAGAUCUUAUUCUCCCGUCAGAUGCAGCUCCAGGCACAACAUUUGCACUCCUUAGAAUCAGAAUGCCGAAGACCAGGGGGAGGGCGGCACGGCACCAGGCCGCCCGUGUUGACCCUCCAGACAUUGUGAGUUUGCUGCAAGCUACCUAUGCUGACUUCCCUUCGGAGAAGAAGCUCUGGCCGCUGUCUGCAACCACACUGCGAAAGAGGUUCACCUGCUUGCUGAGGGAAUUAGGGCUGCCUUCAGUUCGACAGGAUGGCCUCCGACCUUUCGAUCUUGGUUCACUCAGGCCCGGAGGCGCGACACACUUGCUCCUCGCAACUGACAACAUUGAUCUGGUCCGCAGACGUGGAAGAUGGGUAACCAUCAAAGUCUGCGAAAUCUAUUUGCAGGAGGUGAUGUACGUGACAUACACCGAGAAGCUGCAAAAAGGUUCCUGGUUCACUUUGCAGGAGGAGAAACCGAAGGAGCAACCCAUGGCCUUCGAUAAGGAGGCAGAGUCAGAUGUCAAUUCCAACGAAGCACACAGGGAUCAUCACACGCCAUCACAUUACCACUAG
This is a messenger RNA of Cladocopium goreaui, 6192 nucleotides long. The record is from the annotation of a GenBank genome assembly. Lineage: Eukaryota; Dinophyceae; Suessiales; Symbiodiniaceae.